This is a messenger RNA of Morus notabilis, 3844 nucleotides long. Its product is annotated as cellulose synthase-like protein D5. Gene Ontology annotation, cellular component: trans-Golgi network; plasma membrane. Gene Ontology annotation, biological process: cellulose biosynthetic process; plant-type primary cell wall biogenesis. Lineage: Eukaryota; Viridiplantae; Streptophyta; Magnoliopsida; Rosales; Moraceae. The transcript is spliced from 3 exons. The record is from RefSeq and is a predicted model, not a curated record. Gene Ontology annotation, molecular function: cellulose synthase (UDP-forming) activity; mannan synthase activity. Bases 135 to 3686 code for a protein of 1183 amino acids.
CACACUUCAUGGAUUCACAAGGAGCCUUUCUCUCUCAUUCCCUCUUUUCUCUCUAGUACUAAAUCAUUCCAUUUUUUUUUCUCUCAGCUUUUUUUUUCCUUUCUAAAUCAGUUUGUAAGAAGAGAAAACGAAAAAUGGUGAAAACGGCUUCAUCACCAUCUUCGUCUCCGGUGACGAUCACGGUGUCGUCGGGAGGAAAAGGAGGAAGCCGAAGCAUGGGCUUAACUAGCCCGAUAUCGCGAGCGUCGAUAUCUAACAACCCAAAUUCCCCUCUCAGCGGCAGAGCAGUAAACCGGAGAUUCUCAACCGGAGGAAGUAAGUACUGCUCGAUGUCGAAAGACGAUUCGACGAUGACCGAAGAGAUUGUCAACUCCGAAUUCGUCAGUUACACGGUUCAUAUCCCUCCAACUCCCGAUCACCAGCCAAUGUCUGCCUCACAGACCAGCCUAACUGAAGACCUCAACAAGUCGACGAUCAAGCCGGAGAGGAGCUACAUUUCGAGCACUGUCUUCACCGGUGGGUUCAAUGCGGUGACUCGCGGGCACGUCAUCGAGUGCUCGAUGGAGCGACAGCCGCCGGCGAAAGUGGGGCUGGUUUGCGGGAUGAAAGGUUGUGAUGAGAAAGCCAUCAAAGGGAAGAACAUUCCUUGUGAAUGUGGGUUCAAGAUUUGCAGAGAUUGUUACUUGGAUUGUUUCGGGAGCGGCGGCGGGCGGUGUCCCGGGUGUAAGGAGCCUUACAAGGACACGAGCGAUGGCGAUGACGACUAUGACGAGGCUUGUUCUGAGGCGGAGGACCAGGCCUUUCCUUUGCCUUCGAUGGCUGAUGGUAAGCUCGAUAAGAGGCUUUCACUUGUGAAAUCGUUUAAGGCCGGGAACCAGCCGCCGGAUUUCGACCACACCCGGUGGCUUUUCGAGACAAAGGGGACUUACGGGUAUGGAAAUGCGGUGUGGCCUAAAGACGGGUAUGGCGCUGGAUUGAACGGAUUCGAACACCCGCCGGAUUUUGGAGAGAGGACUAGAAGGCCUUUGACCAGGAAGGUUGUGGUAUCUACAGCAAUUCUGAGUCCUUAUAGGUUAUUAGUUGCUAUGCGUCUGGUUGCCCUGGGAUUUUUCCUCACAUGGAGAAUCCGACAUCCGAACCGCGAGGCAAUGUGGCUAUGGGGAAUGUCGACGACAUGUGAGCUCUGGUUUGCCUUCUCAUGGCUUCUGGAUCAGCUCCCUAAGCUCUGUCCCGUGAACCGAGUCACCGAUCUCUCCGUCCUGAAAGAUCGGUUUGAGUCCCCGAACCUUCGGAACCCCAAAGGAAGGUCCGAUCUUCCUGGGAUCGAUGUCUUCGUCUCCACCGCUGACCCCGAAAAAGAACCCCCUUUAGUCACUGCUAACACAAUCCUCUCCAUACUCGCCGUCGAUUACCCAGUGGAAAAGCUCGCUUGCUAUUUAUCCGACGACGGCGGGGCACUAUUGACAUUCGAGGCUCUUGCCGAGACGGCAAGCUUUGCAAGAAUCUGGGUUCCUUUUUGCCGGAAGCACAAGAUUGAGCCGAGGAACCCAGAGGCCUAUUUCGGGCAGAAGCGGGAUUUUCUGAAGAACAAAGUGAGGCUUGAUUUUGUGAGGGAAAGGAGAUGGGUGAAGAGGGAAUAUGAUGAGUUCAAGGUUAGGAUAAACUCAUUGCCGGAAUCCAUAAGGAGAAGAUCAGAUGCAUACAAUGCACAUGAAGAGCUAAGAGCUAAGAAGAAACAAAUGGAAAUGGGUGGUGGUAAUCCUUCUUCGGAGCCUCUUAGGGUUUCAAAGGCUACUUGGAUGUCUGAUGGCUCUCAUUGGCCCGGCACUUGGGCUUCAGCUGAAGCUGAUCACUCAAGAGGUGACCAUGCUGGUAUAAUUCAGGCCAUGUUAGCUCCACCAAAUUCAGAACCAGUGUAUGGAGCAGAAGCAGAUGGGGAGAACUUGAUAGACACAACAGAAGUGGACACCAGAUUGCCAAUGCUGGUUUAUGUGUCUAGAGAGAAGAGGCCUGGCUUUGAUCACAACAAGAAAGCUGGAGCCAUGAAUGCCCUUGUCCGAACCAGUGCAAUCAUGUCAAAUGGCCCUUUCAUCCUCAACCUCGACUGCGAUCACUACAUCUACAAUUCCUUGGCUCUCAGGGAAGGAAUGUGCUUCAUGCUUGACAGAGGAGGUGACAGAAUCUGCUACGUCCAGUUCCCGCAGAGGUUCGAGGGCAUUGACCCGAAUGAUCGAUAUGCAAAUCACAACACUGUAUUUUUCGAUGUCAGUAUGAGAGCUCUUGAUGGUUUGCAAGGUCCGGUUUAUGUAGGGACAGGUUGUAUUUUCAGGAGAACUGCUCUUUAUGGAUUUAGUCCUCCUAGAGCAACUGAACACCAUGGAUGGUUGGGUAGGAGGAAAAUCAAGCUGUUUCUGAGGAAGCCAAAGGUGACAAAGAAGGAAGAGGAUGAAGUGGUUUUGCCUAUUAAUAGAGAUCAUGAAAAUCACCAUAACGAUGUUGAUGAUGAUGAUGAUGGAGAUAUCGAGUCCUUACUUCUUCCGAAAAGGUUUGGAAACUCCACUUCUCUAGUUGCGUCCAUUCCUGUGGCGGAAUACCAAGGCAGAUUGCUUCAAGACCUUCAAGGAAGAGGCUGCAGCAGCCAAGGAAGGCCUGCAGGGUCUCUCUCGGUCCCUCGCGAACCGUUGGAUGCAGCCACUGUUGCGGAGGCCAUCAGCGUCAUCUCUUGCUUCUACGAGGACAAAACCGAGUGGGGCAAAAGGGUUGGCUGGAUUUACGGCUCUGUAACGGAAGAUGUGGUCACCGGUUACCGAAUGCACAACCGGGGUUGGAGAUCGAUCUACUGUGUGACAAAGCGUGACGCCUUUCGUGGAACUGCGCCUAUCAAUCUAACCGACAGGCUGCACCAAGUGCUCCGCUGGGCGACAGGCUCGGUUGAGAUAUUCUUCUCAAGGAAUAACGCAUUGUUCGCCAGCCGAAGAAUGAAGUUCUUGCAAAGAGUGGCUUAUUUCAAUGUUGGAAUGUACCCUUUCACGUCCUUGUUCCUCAUAGUCUACUGCUUCCUUCCUGCGGUUUCUUUGUUCUCAGGGCAGUUCAUAGUCCAAUCUCUUGACAUAGCUUUCCUAGUCUUCCUGUUGGCCAUCACCAUCACAUUGUGCCUGCUAGCAAUCCUUGAGAUCAAGUGGUCAGGAAUCACUCUCCACGACUGGUGGCGCAACGAGCAGUUUUGGCUGAUUGGCGGGACAAGCGCUCACCCUUCGGCCGUGCUGCAAGGCCUAUUGAAGGUCAUUGCAGGAGUGGACAUUUCCUUCACUUUGACCUCGAAAUCGGCCACUCCAGAGGACGGGGACGAUGAGUUUGCGGAGCUCUACACGGUGAAGUGGAGCUUCCUGAUGGUCCCUCCGGUGGUGAUCAUAAUGGUGAACACAAUUGCGAUCGCGGUGGGAGUUGCAAGGACGGUGUACAGCCCGUUUCCGCAGUGGAGUAAGCUUGUUGGAGGAGUGUUUUUCGGCUUCUGGGUGUUGUGCCAUCUCUAUCCAUUUGCAAAAGGGUUGAUGGGGAGGAGAGGAAGGGUUCCGACCAUUGUGUUUGUGUGGUCUGGGCUGCUCUCCAUUAUUAUUUCUCUGCUUUGGGUCUACAUUAGUCCUCCUCCUGGAAAGCAGGACUACAUGAAGUUCCAAUUCCCUUGAUGGAUUUUAUAUAUAUAGAUGAUUGUAUUGUACGUUUUUGGUGUCUCUCCAUGGCAGAUCUAUUGUUUCAACAAAAUGAAGUUUCUCAACUUCGUUAUAGUUGGUUGAAGGAAAUAUGUUGUACUUCUUAGCUUAUUAUAUUCUUUAUGUUCAAAUGU